Pisolithus orientalis is the source of this 1369-nucleotide messenger RNA. RefSeq lists its product as uncharacterized. Gene Ontology annotation, molecular function: DNA binding. The transcript has 5 exons. The coding region runs from base 59 to 1162 and encodes 367 amino acids. Gene Ontology annotation, cellular component: nuclear membrane complex Bqt3-Bqt4. The record is from RefSeq and is a predicted model, not a curated record. Gene Ontology annotation, biological process: meiotic attachment of telomere to nuclear envelope; mitotic telomere tethering at nuclear periphery. NCBI's taxonomy places the organism in Eukaryota, Fungi, Basidiomycota, Agaricomycetes, Boletales, Pisolithaceae.
CGCUGCACGCUCGUCCCCUUUCUCGCUGGUCUCUCGCCAUACCACACUCCCAUUAGCGAUGCCACAGCGACCAGAUCUGCCCACAAGACAACUGAACCCUAAUCUCAAACGCCCGUAUCUUGAACCAGUCGAACCCAGCAAAUUGCCCCCUGUUAAAUAUCAAUCGCUUGAUCGCGACGGACAUGAGGUUCUGGUGGGCCGUUUGAAGAUCCCAACACAAGGUGGCCAUGCCUUCAUACUACGCCGCUACGACACCGGCGCUAUCAGUCUCACAACCAUGUUCCGCGCAGCCUUCCCAACCGCCAGUGAAGCUGACGAGCGGAAAGAGACUCAGUGGGUAAAGGAGACCUACGACUUGGCUGGCAACAACGGUUCCGUUCGGGAACCCCACAUCGUCCGUCUCGCCGGUACCUGGGUCAGCCCAAGCAUCGCCCUACUACCCGAGUUCGCUGAAUGCUACAGCCUCGCCGACGUUAUCGCCCGGGUCGCGAGCUCAAACCCAGACCCCAACAUAAGCUACCGCCGGUCGACGAAAGGGGGAACGACACCCAAAGCUGGUGCUCCCACAUCCCCAGCUGGCGGUUCGACGAUGACGGUGUCUGCCACUUUGGCCCCAACGCCAAAGAGACGUAGAGAGUCGUCGCCUGUGUCCGUGCCAACCCCACAACCUAGCCUACCGCCCCCGCGCAGGUCAACGCGCACGAAGAGCCCUGCUGCUGUUCCACUUCCUCUGCCAACCGUUAAAUCACCCAAAUCAGUCAGAAUCGCACGGACCGUCCGUGUAGCUGAAGUCACCACCCCAGGGGGUUCGGACGAGACAGUAGUGGACGAGGAAGCAGAAACGAUAGAAAUGGCGAAACCUAGCAUGUCGCAAGAUAUUGCGGAGCAGAAGGAAUUGAUCGACAGGCUAAAAGCCGAGCGGGACGCACAAAAUAUGGAGACAGACCAGGUGGUGGCUCCACUGAAGAGAGUGCGGGAGGACGAGGAGGAACCUGAGCGUAAUUUCAACCCUAAGGAGCCAGAGCUCGAGGAGCGGAAGAUAGCAACGAAUAAACGCGUUUCAAGGUUCCAUUUGGAACCUCGACAGAAAUCUUUUGCAUGGGGUGUCGCAGCUUUCGCGAUUGGCAUGGGUGCUAUGUCUUUCCUUCCAAACUUUUUUUAGUCUUUUUGUCCAACCCUCAUUCCUGUCGCGAUUAUGGUUACUCCCACAGUCGGAGACGCCUUGUUGUAUGGUUGUGUCCUAACACAUCUUCUCUCGCGAUAACUGUAACGGGUACAGCGACACCUCCUUCAAAUCAGCUACAUACAUAUUUCCUAACCAUACAGAUGUUGUUGCCACGCGGUGGCUUUGUCGACUGUAAAUGUUUGG